UAUUGACUCAUUCCAGUGGAUUUUUUUUUCUAUAGUUCAUUUUAAGCUAGGCGCAAGGUUCCUUUAAGUUUAUUUAACAGUGAACCUCGCGCGUUAAUAAUUUAUUAUAAAUUGUAUUAUUAACAACUAUGGGGGGUGAAGAAGGAAUAGGCGUGACAACUGGCCAACCAAAUUUAUAUAAACAGGAUCUUUCAAAGCUUGAUGUCAGUACAUUAACGGCUUUAUCUCGUGAAGUUAUUAGCAGACAAGCUACAAUAAAUAUUGGUACCAUUGGUCAUGUAGCACAUGGAAAAUCUACGAUUGUUAAAGCAAUCUCAGGUGUGCAAACUGUACGCUUUAAAAAUGAAUUAGAAAGAAAUAUCACUAUAAAACUUGGAUAUGCAAAUGCAAAGAUUUAUAAGUGUGAUAAUGAAAAAUGUCCAAGGCCAGCUUGUUACAUAUCAGGAGGAUCUAGCAAAGAUGAUUCCUUCCCCUGCUUGCGUCCAGCUUGUUCUGGACGAUUUCAAUUAGUUCGACAUGUCUCAUUCGUAGAUUGUCCUGGACACGAUAUUCUUAUGGCAACUAUGCUUAAUGGAGCAGCUGUUAUGGACGCAGCGUUACUUUUAAUCGCUGGCAAUGAGUCAUGUCCACAACCCCAAACUUCUGAGCAUUUAGCUGCUAUUGAAAUCAUGAAAUUAAAGCAUAUAAUCAUUUUGCAAAAUAAAAUUGAUUUAGUAAAAGAAGCUCAGGCAAAAGAGCAAUAUGAACAAAUAUUGAAAUUCGUUCAAGGUACUGUUGCGGAAGGAGCUCCUGUUAUUCCAAUAUCUGCUCAAUUAAAAUAUAACAUUGAAGUAUUGUGCGAAUACAUAACAAAGAAAAUUCCGGUUCCACUUAGAGAUUUUACAUCAGAACCCCGUUUGAUCGUUAUCCGAUCUUUUGACGUUAAUAAGCCCGGUUGCGAAGUAGAUGAUCUUAAGGGUGGAGUAGCAGGAGGAAGCAUAUUGAGAGGUGUAUUAAAGGUUGGCAUGGAAAUCGAAGUUCGACCUGGAUUAGUAUCGAAAGAUAGCGAAGGGAAAUUAACAUGUCGUCCAAUAUUUUCACGCAUUGUUUCGCUAUUUGCCGAGCAAAAUGAAUUGCAAUUUGCAGUUCCGGGUGGUCUUAUAGGUGUUGGAACGAAAAUUGAACCAACUUUAUGCAGAGCUGAUCGUUUAGUUGGACAAAUAUUGGGUGCUGUUGGGGCAUUACCUAAAAUAUUUAUUGAACUUGAAAUUUCGUACUAUCUAUUGAAACGUUUGUUGGGUGUUAGAACCGAGGGUGAUAAAAAAGGAGCGAGAGUACCAAAGUUAUCUAGACACGAAGUGUUGUUAGUGAACAUUGGUUCUCUUAGUACCGGUGGUCGAGUUUUAGCUACACGUGCCGAUUUAGCUAAAAUUAGCUUGACAAGUCCAGUAUGCACUGAAAUUGAUGAAAAGAUCGCAUUAUCGCGUCGUAUUGAAAAGCAUUGGCGUUUAAUUGGUUGGGGCCAAAUUUGUGGAGGACAGACAAUAGAACCUGUUCUUGAUGGAAAAUAAUUUCAUUAAAUUUCAUUAAUAAAUGACGAUAACAGAAAUUUUUUUUAAGUCUUAUAACUUAACCUGCGUGGUUUUGUAAAGUUGUAAGCAAUGUUUGUAAUAAAUCGUAUGAUUUAUCUUACA
Molecule: messenger RNA, 1673 nt
Organism: Polistes dominula (European paper wasp)
Lineage: Eukaryota; Metazoa; Arthropoda; Insecta; Hymenoptera; Vespidae
Gene: Su(var)3-9
Product: suppressor of variegation 3-9
Biological process (GO): formation of translation preinitiation complex
Cellular component (GO): eukaryotic translation initiation factor 2 complex; nucleus; cytosol
Molecular function (GO): GTPase activity; translation initiation factor activity; histone H3K9 methyltransferase activity
Source: RefSeq, a predicted model, not a curated record